Oncorhynchus mykiss (rainbow trout) is the source of this 1718-nucleotide messenger RNA. NCBI's taxonomy places the organism in Eukaryota, Metazoa, Chordata, Actinopteri, Salmoniformes, Salmonidae. The record is from RefSeq and is a predicted model, not a curated record.
UCUCCCUGACAUAGAGUUGGAUAGAAGGUACAUCUUGACAUCUUUGUCAUGAUGUCUUCUGUGACAGAAUGAGCAGCACCAUUGAGGGCUAUUUCCAUUUUAAAGUAGUUAAUAUCUUCAACUUCCAUAAGUUUAAUAACAGUCUUCAUACCAACUGAAAUGGUGUAUUAAAUGGCUUAGCCAUGCUAAAACAGGCUUUGAAGCAAGUACGCCCUCUAUUAAACUCUAUUGUCCCUGACUGCUUCAAAGUUGUGUCAACCACAGACUUCAAACCUCCAACCUCACACUCAGUGUCUAUAUAUAUAUAGACUUCCAGUAAGUUAACUUGCAACACAUCUCCCCUUCACUCUACAGUUGACUCACUGUACAAGUCCUCUCCUCUUCACUUCACUCUACUGCAGGGUGGGAGAUGCAACAAUGGCCUUGAGAACAGCAGGAAGUGUGUUGGUGGUCUUUCUCUGGUCUCUGACAGUGGUACUGGGUCAGGAUGGCUGGAGUGUUACAUACACCACUCAGAGUAUCUGUACCUUGAAGGGGUCAACAGUGGAGCUGACCUGUUCUUAUACAUAUCCCAGAGGUAAAGUCACAACAACCUUCUGGUUCACUAAAAUGGAGGCUGGUAUAGAACCUGAAGAUCUAGGUCAGGACCCAGAGUAUGCAGGUCGUCUGGAGUAUCAUGGGGUUAAGAAGAAAGACUGUACCCUGAAAAUCACAGACCUGAGAGAGAGAGACUCAGCUACAUACAGGUUCAGAUUAUUAACAGAUCAAGAAGGAGGGAAAUUUUCUGGAAGUCCUGGAGUCACUCUGUCUGUCACAGGUCUUCAGGUGAAGGUGACUGGUGGACAUCAGGAUAAGACACUGACCUGUAGCACCACCUGUACUCUGACUGACAACCCCACCUACAUCUGGUACAAGAACGGACAACAUCGAGAUGAGAGCACCUCCCCCCAAUACAAAUACUCAGUCUCCAAUGACUAUGAUGCCAGUUAUUCCUGUGCUGUAAAAGGCCAUGAGGACCUUCACUCUCCUGCAGUGUGUGUUCAGGGUCAGAGCUGCAACAGAGUGACUUACACCAAGAGAAGAAUCUGUGUCUUGAAGGGGUCAACAGUGGACAUAUCCUGUACUUAUGUUGGUUAUUAUUCCACCACAUCAUCAUUCUGGUUUAGAAGUGAUACGUUGACCCCUGAAGACCUAACCACAGACCCAGGGUAUGCAGGUCGUGUGAAGUACCCUGACAAAGAGAAAAGGAGAAACGAAGGUCCCUUCACCCUGAUAAUCACAGAUUUGAGAGAGGAGGACUCAGCUGAGUAUCGCUUCACUUUUAAAACAAACAACUUUGAAUGGGGUCAUAGUUUCCCAGGAACAACUCUGUCUGUCACAGGUCUGCAGGUGAAGGUGACUCCUGCUGCAGAGGGACAGAAGAAACUGACCUGUAUCACCACCUGUACUCUGACUGACAACCCCACCUACAUCUGGUACAAGAACGGACAACAUCUAGAUGAGAGCACCUCCCCCCAGUACAAAGACCCAGUCUCCAGUAACUAUGAAGACAGCUACUCCUGUGCUGCAAAAGGCCAUGAGGAUCUCCACUCUCCUGCAGUUUGUGAGUGUUUAUUUAUUAAGGGACAGAUUGAAAUUUACUGGGGGACGGGACAGGACUGGUCUUCAAAGUUUAAAAUAUUUUCACAUGACCCUCCCCUUUUACUGUAAAAUAAAUU